Molecule: messenger RNA, 735 nt
Organism: Engraulis encrasicolus (European anchovy)
Lineage: Eukaryota; Metazoa; Chordata; Actinopteri; Clupeiformes; Engraulidae
Product: AH receptor-interacting protein-like
Exons: 4
Coding region: 1-735 (244 amino acids)
Molecular function (GO): protein binding; peptidyl-prolyl cis-trans isomerase activity
Source: RefSeq, a predicted model, not a curated record
AUGUCUUCUAUACACAUCUAUGGUCCACGCAUUCGCUGCAACGAGAUCGCUGUUGAGCUCAGGGCGGACGGAAUACAGAAGAAAGUUAUCAGCCCAGGCAGAGGGGAAUUGUCUUCAUUUAUCGAUGGAACUAAGGUGAAAUUUCACUAUCGCACCAGCCUCUGCGAUGGCACCGUGCUGGAUGUUUCCCGUACGGCAGAAUGCCAGAACAACCCCAUGGAGCUUAUCAUGGGGAAGAAAUUCAAGUUAACCGUUUGGGAGCGUAUAGUCACCACUAUGAGGGAUAGUGGGGAGGGUGAAAUCGCAGAAUUCACCUGUGAUGUGAAACACACGUCGCUGUACCCUCUGGUCUCCCAGUCCCUAAGGAACAUCAGGGAUGGCAAAGAUCCUCUGGAGGGCCAGAGGCACUGCUGUGGCAUCGCCCAGAUACACUCUCACCACCACACAGGCCAUCACGAUUCGGGGCAGGCCAACUCCCAGCCUCUGGUCUUCACCCUGGACCUCGUACAGAUCUUGACCCCAGGCUCCUUCCAGCUGGAUAUCUGGGCCAUGACGGACGAAGAGAAGCUGGGCGCCGUGCCACAGAUCCAUGAACGGGGCAACGUGCUCUUCCAACAAGGUGACUUGGUGGGAGCUGCCAAAAAUUACUAUAAUGCCAUCGCUUGCCUGUGUGACGGAGUAUCGGUCCCUGGUAUCGGCAAGUGUUGGACGAAUACGAGUAAGGACGGGAGGUAA